CCCUUUUCCUCUGCUGGCUCCAGCGCAGAACAUGGCAGUGGUUCCAAAGGAACAGACCCAUCAACAUCAACCACUAUGCCAACAAGAAGAGUGCAGCUGAGAGCAUGCUGGACAUCGCCCUGCUGAUGGCCAACGCCUCCCAGCUCAAAGCUGUCAUGGAGCAAGGACCCUCCUUCUCCUUCUACAUCCCACUGAUCAUUCUCAUCAGCCUGUCGCUCACCCUGCAAGUUAUGGUGGGAGUGCUCCUGAUAUUCCUUGUAAAAUAUGACCUUAACAACCCUGCAAAACACGGAAAGUUGAAUUUCCUCAACAACCUUGCAACUGGACUGGUAUUCAUUAUAGUAGUUGUGAAUAUUUUUAUCACUGCCUUUGGAGUACAGAAACCAGUUGCAGAGUCAGCAUCAAGACAGUGAGGAGCAGAGACCUGGAGCAUUCACUGUAGAUGCCAUUUGCACUUGAGCCAGCUACACUGGUCACAGUGGGAAGGAAAAAAUGAUUUGAAGAAGCUGGACACACCAAGCAGCUUUCUCAGGCUUCCAACACACUUGCAUACCUGAAAUUUUCCCAUGUGUUAAUAUUUAAACUGUUUGGCACCUAAGAAAAGGUUGAUUUUGCCCCAAGGACGCUGUUUUUCUGGAAUACUAGCAUUUCAAUUUCUGAAGAAACUUAAUUUUUUUUUUGAGAAGCGACGUAAACGCAUAGAACAAGGAAAUAUCAUCUUGCAGCAAUUCACAAGACUUUUCUUUUUACAUGGCUUUGGUUUUUGUGGCAAUUUGUCAUUUCCACCAUGGUAGGAAAUGUCAGGCCUUUGAUUCUGGUGUGGUGACAUGGUCCUUUAUUUCACAGCUUGCCAGCAAGCCCAUGUGCUGUGUAGCCCAGCAGGGCUCUUCCUUUGCAGCGUGUAAAGGUAGCUGUGCCUUGUUUUUCUUUUCUUCCACUCUAGCUAAAGCAAAGAUGAGACAAACAGAAACAAACAGCAUUCUUUUUUCUUUCACAGGUAAUCAUUUGUAUUGUUUCUUCUGGACACACUUAAAAUUCCCAUGUCCUUCAUUAGGUUAUAACAAGAACCUAAUUGUUAAUGGUUUCGUACCAUGAA
Messenger RNA from Cyanistes caeruleus (blue tit), 1096 nucleotides. NCBI's taxonomy places the organism in Eukaryota, Metazoa, Chordata, Aves, Passeriformes, Paridae. The record is from RefSeq and is a predicted model, not a curated record.